UGCCAAAACUGAUGUCCUUACGAUGAUCCAUUUCUUGAGUAACACGAAUUUUUAUUUUUUUAAAUAAAAAACGAGUCGUAUGAAACGACCGAUUUUGCUAGCACACUGAGAGGAGCAACACUCUAUCAAUUGAAAAUGGGAAGAUUUAGCUGGUUAGGGAUGUGUCGACGGCUGCUACAGUCAUCUAUGGUUGUAACAUCGCCCAUUAAUCAAAAUCUUUGGCUUGACAAAGCUUCUACAUUGCAUCAAUCGUUAUUUCAAGGAAGAGCUUUGCAUAGUUGUACCUUUUUUAUUCAGAAACAUGCUGAUUUUGCAACCACGGGAAUGUUAUUGGCGAAGCGCUGUAUUCAUGCCACAGGAUAUUGCUACUCCAGUCAGCGAGACUACUACGAAGUUCUUGGUGUUCCUGAAAAUGCGAGCCAGGAUGAGAUAAAAAAGGCGUUUCAUGCCCUUGCCAAGAAGUAUCAUCCAGAUGCAAAUAAGAAUAAUCCUUCUGCAAAGAGGAAAUUUCAAGAGAUAAGAGAUGCCUAUGAGAUUCUGCGAGAUUCUGAGAAGAGGGCUCAGUAUGACAUGGGGCGAAGUAGAGGCUCGGAGAAUAUAGACUAUAAUACUGGUGGUGCAGAGGGGUUUCGAUAUGCUUAUCAAACUCAUUUCUCUGAUUCUUUCCAUAAAAUAUUCUCUGAGAUUUUUGAAGAGGAGACUGACCAAUUUGCACCUGAUAUUCAGGUGGAGCUUUUACUCUCUUUUUCUGAAGCUGCUAAAGGAUGUACAAAACAUGCGUCUUUUGAUGCAUUUGUGCCCUGUGAUUCUUGCCAUGGGCAUGGCUACCCAAUAGAUGCCAAAACAAGAGUCUGUCCCAGAUGCAGAGGCAUAGGAAGAGUUACAAUUCCUCCAUUUACGUCAACAUGCAGCACUUGUAAAGGAACGGGACAAAUAAUUAAGGAACACUGUAUCUCAUGUAGAGGAUCAGGGGUGGUUGAUGGCGUCAAAGAAGUCAAACUGACAAUUCCAGCAGGGGUGGACUCUGGAGAUACAAUACGUGUUCCAGGUGCGGGUAAUGCUGCUGGACGAGGAAGCCAACCUGGGAACUUAUUCAUUAAACUAAAGGUAGCCAAUGAUCCUGUCUUUACUAGAGAUGGUGCAGAUGUUUUUGUGGACUCUAAUAUCAGCUUUACACAAGCUAUUCUUGGCGGAAAGGUUGAUGUGCCUACUUUGUCGGGGAACGUGCAAGUAAAACAGAUACCAAAGGGGGUUCAGCAUGGGCAACUGUUAGUCUUAAGAGGGAAAGGACUACCAAAACCAAAACCUGGUUUUCUUAUAGACCAUGGAGAUCAAUAUGUGCGCUUUCGUGUUAACUUCCCUAAAGCCUUAAAUGAACGCCAACGUGCUAUAUUGGAGGAAUUUGCAGAAGAGGAAAUUAAUAAUGAGAACAGCACCUCCGGUGUAGGAAAUUGGCUUUAUCAGCAGCUAUCUACUGGUUGAACUUUCAGGUGGCAGCAAAUUGUUGAACGAGUAUCAGGUCCCAAGUUUAUGCUUGAGUUCUCUCUAUUCUUAUUAAUCCUCUUGUUCCUGAAUAAAACAAUGGGCUGAACACAACUCAACGUAACUUUGAUGGAGAGAUAUGUUACAACCAUAAUGAGAUCUUGGGAGUGCCACCUUCACCAUUUUGAAGGAUUUCAGCAAAUCUAAAGUCAACAGUUUAAUUACACAAUCAGUCAAGUACCUUUUUCAACCCCAUUCAUUGGCAGCAAGUCGUUGCCUGUUUUGCUCUCUUUUUGGUUCCGCUAUAGUUUCAAUAUGUUGAUAGGUCAUUGUUGCUGUAAAGAAUAAUAAAUUUCCAGUUAUAGUGGUAAAUUUAAUUGAAUUUGUAUCUGUUUCCAUUUUUAUUUCAUAUGCUAAUGCAAUACA
Molecule: messenger RNA, 1908 nt
Organism: Pistacia vera
Lineage: Eukaryota; Viridiplantae; Streptophyta; Magnoliopsida; Sapindales; Anacardiaceae
Product: chaperone protein dnaJ 1, mitochondrial
Exons: 19
Coding region: 136-1482 (448 amino acids)
Biological process (GO): response to heat; protein refolding
Cellular component (GO): cytoplasm
Molecular function (GO): heat shock protein binding; ATP binding
Source: RefSeq, a predicted model, not a curated record